Messenger RNA from Miscanthus lutarioriparius, 663 nucleotides. Lineage: Eukaryota; Viridiplantae; Streptophyta; Magnoliopsida; Poales; Poaceae. The record is from the annotation of a GenBank genome assembly.
AUGGGCACAGCUGUGGAUGCUUCAGCAGUUGUGGCUGAGGAGGAAAUACCCUCACCUUGUAAAAGUUAUGCUAUUCAUAAGUUAUACCUCAUCUUAGAAAUGUACUCCACACGUUCAGGUGGUCCUGGAAGUGGAAAGGGCACACAGUGUACCAAUAUUGUGGAACACUUUGGAUUCACCCAUCUUAGUGCCGGAGAUCUUUUGCGUGCAGAGAUCAAAUCUGGCUCAGAGAAUGGAACCAUGAUUGACGACAUGAUAAAGGAGGGAAAGAUUGUUCCAUCAGAAGUAACCAUAAAGCUGUUGAAGGAGGCCAUGAUAAAAAGUGAAAAUGACAAAUUUCUGAUUGAUGGAUUUCCAAGGAACGAAGAGAAUCGUGCUGCGUUUGAGAAUGUUACAAAAAUUUCUCCUGCAUUCGUUCUAUUCUUUGAUUGUGCUGAGGAAGAGAUGGAAAGAUGUCUUCUGGGGCGCAAUCAGGGAAAAGUUGAUGAUAACAUUGAAACUAUCAGAAAAAGGUUCAAAGUUUUUGUUGAAUCUAGUUUGCCUGUCAUUGAGUACUAUAGCUCAAAGGACAAGGUUAAAAAGAUUGAUGCGGCAAAACCAAUUCCUGAGGUCUUUGAAGACGUGAAGGCCAUUUUUGCCCCAUAUGCUCCAAAGGCUGAAUAG